Messenger RNA from Nomascus leucogenys (northern white-cheeked gibbon), 3955 nucleotides. It is a transcript of the gene BTBD1, whose product is annotated as BTB domain containing 1. Gene Ontology annotation, molecular function: protein binding. The record is from RefSeq and is a predicted model, not a curated record. NCBI's taxonomy places the organism in Eukaryota, Metazoa, Chordata, Mammalia, Primates, Hylobatidae. Gene Ontology annotation, biological process: neurogenesis. Gene Ontology annotation, cellular component: P-body; cytosol.
UGUUUUAAUUUUUAAUUUUUUAAAUUUCAAGCUUAGGCAGUGGUUCAGUGCAAGGACUGAAAACAAGCGCUAGAAGGGAAGGUGGGUAGCACGAGGGGUUUCAAAUACAGUGAUGGAAGCAGUAGAAGGAAAUGUCUCUUAGACUAGGAGCAAGGAACCAAAGGGUCAAUUAGAAGGGAAAGGGACCUGCGGACCUGGGGAGAGGUCACUGGGGUUCUAAGCCUUCCACCUCUGCUUCCGGAAUUUCCACGGGUUUCGCGGCCAUCUGGAGCUGUGACUUCGCCACGCUUGGGGCACGGGGCUGUGGGAAGUCAUGUCGUCCCCUCCCCAUGUGUUCCCUUGGCUAUACUUUCCUGCCCCUCCACUUCCAGGCGAAACACUCCUCGGGACAGGCCUUGGGACAUGUCCUAGAUACACAAUGGGGGCGCUGGACUUGGUGAUGAGGGGCCUGCAGAAAGAAAGAGGCAGGCGUGACAGCCGCCUGCAGAUCCACGAUGCAUCUUAAAAUCCCAAAUUCUCAGGCCCUACCCCAGACCUACUGAGUCAAUACCCAGGGCACUGAGCCAGGGGGUGGGUGCCCGUAGGCCUGGCAGCACCCAGCCUGUAGAAGCUCCACCUCCGGGAGCGCUGGGCUAGGACCAUCUCCCCACGCCCCUGCCCUCGGGCCGCCGGGAGUCCAGUCCUGUUACACCUCCCGCGGCCGCGCACAGCGGCAACCCUGGCGUGCGGGGACGAGCGCGGUCAGGGAGGGGCCUGCGGAGGCGCGAGGCCCCCGGAAGCGCCUUUCCCGGAAGGCAGGGAGGCGGCGUCGGCCUCCGGAGGCGGCCUCGGCGAUGGCGGCGGAGUUUUGUCCAUAGCCUGGGCAACUGCGCAGCUGGAGGAUGGCCUCGCUCGGGCCUGCCGCAGCUGGGGAGCAGGCCUCGGGGGCUGAGGCGGAGCCGGGCCCCGCGGCGCCGCCGUCGCCGCCCUCACCGUCCUCUCUGGGGCCUCUGCUCCCCCUGCAGCGGGAACCUCUCUACAACUGGCAGGCGACCAAGGCGUCGCUGAAGGAGCGCUUCGCCUUCCUCUUCAACUCCGAGCUGCUGAGCGAUGUGCGCUUCGUACUGGGCAAGGGUCGCGGCGCCGUCGCCGCGGGGGGCCCGCAGCGCAUCCCCGCCCACCGCUUCGUGCUGGCGGCCGGCAGCGCCGUCUUUGACGCCAUGUUCAACGGCGGCAUGGCCACCACGUCGGCCGAGAUCGAGCUGCCGGACGUGGAGCCCGCCGCCUUCCUGGCGCUGCUGAGAUUUCUGUAUUCAGAUGAAGUUCAAAUUGGUCCAGAAACAGUUAUGACCACUCUUUAUACUGCCAAGAAAUAUGCAGUCCCAGCCUUGGAAGCACACUGUGUAGAAUUUCUCACCAAACAUCUUAGGGCAGAUAAUGCCUUUAUGUUACUUACUCAGGCUCGAUUAUUUGAUGAACCUCAGCUUGCUAGUCUUUGUCUAGAUACAAUAGACAAAAGCACAAUGGAUGCAAUAAGUGCAGAAGGGUUUACUGAUAUUGAUAUAGAUACACUCUGUGCAGUUCUAGAGAGAGACACACUCAGUAUUCGAGAAAGUCGACUUUUUGGAGCUGUUGUACGCUGGGCAGAAGCAGAAUGUCAGAGACAACAAUUACCUGUGACUUUUGGGAAUAAACAAAAAGUUCUAGGAAAAGCACUUUCCUUAAUCCGGUUCCCACUGAUGACAAUUGAGGAAUUUGCAGCAGGUCCUGCUCAAUCUGGAAUUUUGUCAGAUCGUGAAGUGGUAAACCUCUUUCUUCAUUUUACUGUCAACCCUAAACCCCGAGUUGAAUACAUUGACCGACCAAGAUGCUGUCUCAGGGGAAAAGAAUGCUGCAUCAAUAGAUUCCAGCAAGUAGAAAGCCGCUGGGGUUACAGUGGGACAAGUGAUCGAAUCAGGUUCACAGUUAAUAGAAGGAUCUCUAUAGUUGGAUUUGGCUUGUAUGGAUCUAUUCAUGGCCCUACAGAUUAUCAAGUGAAUAUACAGAUCAUUGAAUAUGAGAAAAAGCAAACCCUGGGACAGAAUGAUACUGGCUUUAGUUGUGAUGGGACAGCUAACACAUUCAGGGUCAUGUUCAAGGAACCCAUAGAGAUCCUGCCCAAUGUGUGCUACACAGCAUGCGCAACACUCAAAGGUCCAGAUUCCCACUAUGGCACAAAAGGAUUGAAGAAAGUAGUGCAUGAGACACCUGCUGCAAGCAAGACUGUUUUUUUCUUUUUUAGUUCCCCUGGCAAUAAUAAUGGCACUUCAAUAGAAGAUGGACAAAUUCCAGAAAUCAUAUUUUAUACAUAAUUUAGCAUUAUAAUACAUCUUGGCUAAAUAGUACCAUACAAUCUAGUGUGAAAAACAUAAAUGGCCACAAAAAAGUAGUUUGAGUGUUAUGAAUAUUUAUAAUUGUAAGAUAAGAAACAGUUUCUUAGAGGAGAUAGAAAAAUGUUUAUUUAAAUCUUUGCAUGAUUUAACAGAUUUUCCAUUUUCUUACAACUUUAAGAGAAAAGAACUGGGUUUAAUGGUUUAAAAAAAAGCACAGCUUUUUCAGCUUCAUCUUGUAUAAUUUCAUAGAUUGGCUGACUUAGGUCUUUCAGUAGUUUGGGAAUUGAAAGAUUCUUGUUAUAUAUAGCUAGUUUGGGUUUGUUUUUGUUUUAACUAUUUUGAAGGUUAGGUGAGAUGGGCAAAUAGGCUUAACUAUUUUGAAGGUUGGAUGAAAAGAGAUGGGUCAGUAUUCCUACAGAAUUCUUAUUAACUCAAAUAACUAAAUUUCAGAAAAUUAAGAAGCUGACUUUCUAUUUGGGGGUUUGAAAUAUCUUGUUGUUAGCAUUUGUAAUAAUGCUAAAAAAGGCCUAAUAAAAUGCCCAAGAAAAUAUUCAGUGCAUUUAUAGAGAAGGAUAUUUUGUAGUAGUAUAGUAAUGUGUUACGUAGUACAGUUUUAAAGCUAUAAAUGGAAUUUUGUGUAAAUUCACAAAAAUGUGAUAUAAACAGGAUCUAAGACUGGAUUCCCUGUCACUAAACUGCACCACUAUACCUGUCUCUCUGUGUGGGGGCACUGCUGAUGAUUCCCAAGAUUGAGAUGAUGACGGUGAUGACGACUGGGUGAACAGCCAUCACUUCAACAUUGUGAUAAUCCUGCACAGCCAGAAACCGAACAGAAUACUAACAUUUCCAACAACUGCUCUGACAUUGUAAAGAGAUCCAACAGAAUCACUCCUGCUGAAAAAUACACUUUCUGCCACCUGCACAUUUCUAUCUAGGAAGUAAAAUUUGCUUCAUGGUCAUGACCCCAUUAGUCACUGUUACAGCUGUGUUGGGGAUAGGAAGUAUAUCUGGCAGAUUGACAUUUAUACACUUUUUUAUAAAGCAGAUUUAAAAAUAUAGUAACAUUCAUUUUUUUCCCUUGAAAGUGAUUCUCUUAUAAAAAAUGAAAGUGGAGUUCAAGGUAUAUCAAAUCGUUGUGGAAGGUGAUUAAAAAUCAAAAUUCUUUUAAAUAUCAACUUAAUUUUUUCUAAAUAAGAUAUAAAAAAUUUUCAUCUAAGGUAAUAUUUCACUUAUAUUGUCAAGAAGGUAGGUAUAUUGGUGGCUGAGGUCUCUUGAAAUUGCUAAAGGGAAAUUUUUCUGUGGUAAUGCUCUUAUGGUUAUAAACCUCAGUUAAAUGGAAUUAUCUAUGGGAUGUAUGGUUCUGGUUAACUAAAAAUGAACCAGUAAACACUCUGUAGUAACCAUUAUAGAAAAUACUUCUGCCUUAAAAAAUAUGAUAUGCCAGAGAUGAGUUAGUGUUUCUUGAUGUUGGAGACCUUUUAAAUGCCUCAUCUGUUGUACUGAACAAUUGAAACUGCAUGCAGCCAUAAAAGGGACAAGAAACAGAACUGUUUACUAACUUUGGGACAUCCCCUGGAAUUUUUAAAAAUAAAUAUAUAUAUAAA